Molecule: messenger RNA, 849 nt
Organism: Mucor velutinosus
Lineage: Eukaryota; Fungi; Mucoromycota; Mucoromycetes; Mucorales; Mucoraceae
Exons: 2
Coding region: 1-849 (282 amino acids)
Source: RefSeq, a predicted model, not a curated record
AUGUUGAAAAACGACGCAGCUUAUAAAGUUGCUAAGAGAGCCAAGAAAGCCACAGAAGAAGAGGCAAACAAGGAAUCAAACAAAAAGGUCAUCAAGAAAAUGCCAACGAAUGCAGAGGAGAUAACCUUGAAGAAAAAAGGCCAAAAAGCACGCAAACAACGUAGCCGCUCUACAACAAAGUCUCAGUUGAUGAAGAAGAGCUCAAAGACUUCAUAUGCGAAAGCCAUCAAGUACAUCAAUGAGCUUGAGAAACAGAAUAGGCAAGCUGUAACCCAGCCUAAUGCUUCGUUGAACGACAACACUAGACAACUUGUCCAUGCAAACGGAGCAUUUCAUUUUGACGAUGACAGCAUCGACCAUGGCUUCGACUACAUAGAGCCUUCUAACCAGCGUUAUGGUUUCACAACCAUUUUCAGACAAAAAAAACAAAGAAGAAUUAGAAAAGACUUUUGGGCUCAAGAAAGUGUCUCGCUCAAGAAGUGGUAUCUUAAAUCUCACGGGAUUCAUGGCCAUGCUGACCCUACCCUCAAAGUCCCAAAUCAAUUGAAAAGCACAUAUCAAUGCGACUGCAGCAAUAAGAAAACAUUGGAGGUAUAUUGUUAUAUGCUACACAACCAUCAAAAAAUCAAAGUUGAUUAUUGUAUGCAUCAACCAAUCCUAAAGAAAUUGGUAUUGAUGCAAAUGUUGCCAAGCAGCACAAUUCAACCAAAAGCUGCGGUCCAUUUCGCCGUCUCUGAAAAACUGAUGAGCUUGAAGCUACAUGGAAACAUUUCAAAUUAUGCAUUCGUGAAGACGCAGAAUGUUGAUAAUCUCUUGUUGAGUAACUAUGGUGAAAACGACUUAAGUUAG